Molecule: messenger RNA, 3204 nt
Organism: Jaculus jaculus (lesser Egyptian jerboa)
Lineage: Eukaryota; Metazoa; Chordata; Mammalia; Rodentia; Dipodidae
Gene: Itprid1
Product: ITPR interacting domain containing 1
Molecular function (GO): signaling receptor binding
Source: RefSeq, a predicted model, not a curated record
AGUUGUGCUCUGCCACACAUGCUCUAUCAUUGCCACUGGGACUAAACUGUGUGCUUGAUCAUGGAAUGGAACCUUGAAGACCAGGAGCCCAGUGAGGUCACAGAACUAUUCUGAUGAUGGCAGAGACUCUGCAAGGAUCAGACAACUCUCAAGCAGGCAUGGAGCAGGGGAAAAGGGGGAUCCUGAGGCACACCAAGAGGGCAUGGACACCUCUGGAUGGGCACCUUCUUCCCAGCUCUGAAGAGGAAAGCCAGUCUGUUACUAGUCAUAUGCACAAAGAUUUCAAACAGGAAAGUAUCCAGCAAUGGCUGGACUCUGGAUUCUUUGUACAUGAAAACCUCCAGCAGCAAGGCAUCAAGUACCAUCAUGUUACUUUGCAUGAACAAGGACAGGUUCAAAUGACCGUGAAAGACUACAUGAGAUCUCUGCAUCAGUUCUCAGGGACUCCUACUUUAUCUCGAGGGACCAGUUUCAAUUCUUGCCAUUCUUCCACAAGUAUACCACAAAGUAUUCCUGAAUGGCUGGAAUUUUGGGAGAAAGAUCCAGUGGAGAUUCUCUUGGAUCUUGGGUUUGGUGUUGAGGAGCCGGACAUCUGUACACAAAUUCCAGCCAGAUUCCUUGGUUGUGGCUCUGCAGCCAGAGGAAUCAACAUGAGUGUUUUCCUUGAUGCUCAGAAGCAACGUAUGGACAUUGAGAAUCCUGACUUGUAUGGCCGGUUUCGACAACUGGAAAUCCUAGACCAUGUAACAAAUGCCUUCUCUUCCUUGCUGAAUGACAUUAACACCCUACAGUGCCAAACUGAGAAGAAAGCUGGAGAACAGAGUAGACAAAGCACCUCAGUAAGUGGAGUUAGCCAGCAUCAGAAAAGAAGACUUUUGAGGAGAGCUUCAAGGCAGGUUAUCAGGAGGGACCUUAACCCAGACACAUCAGAAUCAUUCACAGAGAAUAGAUUUUCCACCUUGCCUGCCAAUCCAUGGGAGUGCGGAGUGCAGUUACCAGUGGCUUCAGUCAACAACACCCAUAGUCCAGUGACUCACUGGGAAGAGCAUGAGUCUAUCAAAGCUUGUUAUGACUUGAUACCUUGUCACCCUCCACAAGCUCUUCUGGGCAAGCAAUGGCUUUGUUCAUCCAUACUGGCUAAGCAUCCUCCUCAUACCUGUGUAUCUGAGGUGUCAGGCAGGAACAGAACUUGGAAGGAGAACUGGAUUCAUAUGAACAAGCUCGAGAACUUGACUCAUCUUACACAUAAAGGACCAGAUUCCUUUGAAAUGGAGGAGGUCCAGAGCUUUGAAGAAGAUAUGUGUAACUCUUCUGAUGUGACUUCAGGAAUUGCAGGCACCAGAGUGUACAGGACAAACAGCUGUCAGUCUGACAGCAGUGGAUUUCUGGAGGAGCUACCAGAGCCAUUGCCCCUACAGAUAUCUUCCUCUCCAGGCAGCCAGAGUCCCACUGAAGGUAGAGGUAGAAAGCCAAGGGAUUGGAGUCAUAGCCCAGUAUCAUUCCAGGAGUUCCAGCAAGAGUCAAAUGACUCUGAUUCCAAAAGUGUGGUGAGCGCAUCUUUGCCAAGCCAAGACCGGAGAAUCUUAGAAGAACAGGAAUCCAUGCUGGUGGAAGCACCUCAGUUUGAGGCCACAGAGGGGACACCAGAGAUGUUCAAUUUAGUUAUGGUCCUCAAAGAAAACAACAGAGAUGCAGAGGAAGAUGCUGAAUACGAGGCCAUAGGAGGCAUAGUCCCUUCCACAUAUACUAACCCUCUGGGGUUUGUGGUUACACCUGUCACAGUAGAGAAGAACAGGUCUCUGAAGCAUGAGGGAGCUGGGGAAGUGCUCAUGCAAAGGUACCACUUUAAAUCACAGAGAUCAUCUGGGAUUGAUCAGACUCCAGAUAAGUUCCCUCAUGUGGAUACUGAGGUCCCAGGAACAGAGGGAAACAGCCAACUCUGUUCUGACACCAGCUAUGACUUAUUGGCUCGACAGAGACCACAACAGCACAUUACCAGGAACAGAGGAGCCAUGCCCUAUAAAGAUAACCUUGUUCAAAAUUCUGAUCAGUCCAUUCCCUGCCUUGACAAACUACCUGGUGAUGUUUCCACUGACUCAAAUGCUGCAAGUUCCAGGUCUGUGAUGAGCCAGAUGUCCUCCAAUCUGGUGUCAGCUGCUAAGAGUGAUUACAGAGGAACAGUUUUGGAAUGCACUCCAUGUGACCCUAUUACUGCCACAGUAGUGAGACCAUGGGCAGAAGAGAAGCAGGUCAAUGACAUUUCUGUUCAGACUCAUGCAUGGGAAUCUCAAGCCUGCCAUAGACGUUCACCCUCCCACAGUAAGGUUUUCACUCACAGGCACAGACCCCUCACCAAAUCUGUUUCUUUGGACAGAGGCUUCCCUAGCACCUACCCAACAGGAAUCUGCCAUAUCAAGUCUUCCCACUACUAUUGUCAUCAUUGUCCCCAUUACCAGGGGGAGAGGCAAAGUCCUGGCCUGGCACCCUCCAUCCAUGGGCAUUGCCCAUGCCCACAUGCAGAGCAUCCAGAAGCCAGCUUCAUGAAGUCCUUGAAAGUCCUUCAGGAUACUAUGAGGGAGCUAUGCUCUUGCACAGUCCGUGACAUGGAAGCCAUGAAGACAGUGUGCCAAAGUUUCCAGAAGCAUUUGGAGGAAAUUGAACAGCACCUUAAGGGACAGCAGGCAUUCUAUUUGAGGGACAUUUCAGAGGAGGAAAGAGAGGAGGCCAAGCAACUACAAGCUUUAAGAGAGGCCUUGAGGCAGCAAGUGGCUGAGCUGGCAUUUCAGUUGGGGGAUCGAGCUUGGCAAAUCCGAGAAGGAAUCUUACAGCAGCUGGAACUUCUCGCAGGGAAGCCAUCGGGUUACUACACAAAUCUGCAGCAACAUGACUGGGAAGGAAGAGGAUAUGUCCAGAGUUUAUGUACCCAAAACCUCUCUGUGGUCCCUGAGUCUUCCUUUCCUCCAACCAUGAAUGAGCAGGAUCCCUGCUCAGAGGAGACCCAGCUGGCUGCCCUCACUCCACCUUCCUUGGGGACUACAAUCAGGAUUUCUCCCCUGUUACCAGUUAAGACAGAUUCACAUUAAGUCCCUUUGCCAACUGUUUCUGAUGGAGAUAAGGAUAGAAAUCUCCUCUAGAUAAGAGUGGGCUUGAUGGCCUUUGUGCAAAAUGGAAAAACCCAGAAAAGGUAUAACAAGGAGAUCUAAC